Zeugodacus cucurbitae (melon fly) is the source of this 568-nucleotide messenger RNA. RefSeq lists its product as uncharacterized. The record is from RefSeq and is a predicted model, not a curated record. The coding region runs from base 163 to 318 and encodes 51 amino acids. The transcript has 2 exons. Lineage: Eukaryota; Metazoa; Arthropoda; Insecta; Diptera; Tephritidae.
GUUGUGUUGGAAUGUCUUAUAUGUAUUGGAGACAUUGUGCUUAUAAUUACUAUAACUAACGAAGAUAAAAAACUUACAGGGCUUAACCGAUCCUGGAUAGCUACCAAUUUCCAAUUUAAACGAAACAGACGAGGUGGUCUCAAUUUGCUUUACCAUGGAUAUAUGUAUACAGCGGAAAGAAGAUACAAUUCAACAAUAAAUUGGGUGUGCAGUAAAAAUAGUAGCCAUACAUUACGUUGUCCAGCGCGCUGCAUCACAUCUGGUCAAAGUAACAUUAAAUUAAGCCAAAGAUGUCAUAAUCAUUCUCCAAUUAGUUGAAGCCGGCCCUAAACUUCCGGUUCAAUAUAUACGUUCACGUCGUGGAACGCAUCUUGUGCUAUAUGAAUUUAAUACAUACACUCCGAAUGAGAAAGUACGCGAUGGACGUUUUUCGAGAGAUUGGAAAUGCUCUAUGUAUCAUAAGGCGAAAUGUCGCGCUAGACUUGUAACAAAACACACAGUAACCGGCGAUGUAAUCCACGUAACUUCAGCCAUACAUACACACAAACCAAUGUACACUACUGCUGAA